CUCUUGCAGGAGGGUCGUAGACCGCAGUUUAUUUUAGAGAACGUUGGGAGCUGACGCUUCCCAACGACGUCCCACAAUCAUGUUGCUCUGGCCCUGGGACGAUUGGGUCCGACCCAUACGAACAUUGUUUUCACGUAGACGCCGAUCCCGCUGGAAAGAAAAGUGGGACAAAGGUGUUUGCUGUUAUUGCAAACUUCCAUUUGAUUCUGGUAAAAAACGACGUGUAGUUGAUUCUUGUGGACAUCAUCGCUGUUAUGCCUGCCUUUGUGCUCAAGACGCUUGUCCUGUUUGCUCACGAGAAGUGGUUGUCUACAAAUCACUACAAAAUUCUCAACGCGUCCGUGAAAAAAACGAGAUUCAAGAUUCGAACGAAACUUAUCGUAAGAGAAUGAAAAUCAGCAACGAGUCUGGAAAAGAUUCGGCUGAUGAAAACAAUCUUGUUAUAUGUCAUGACAAGAGGAAUUCAAAGCGUUUUUCUCAAAUUUCUAAUAUAAGUGUAGAAUUUUCUUUUGAUGCGACAUUUCCAAGUUCAGCAGCUAACAACAUCACGCUGAAGCCAUUGUACUUUGAAGUUCCACAAACAGAUGAAGUUUCCUCAUUUCUGUACAGAGACUGGAUAUUCCAAGAAAUCAGCAAGGUCAUUGGGAUGUCUAAUUUGAAAGGAAUCCUCUUAGUUGGAGACGAAGGGUGUGGCAAAACAUCUCUAAUUCUUCAACUUGUAGACUGGAGUUCUUUCGGACGCAAGCGUAAAUCGGGUAUCCUAAAUGACGUCGCACUAAGUUCACUGGAAAUGUUCGAAAGAUUGGCUUCUCAAGUUGUCGGGUAUCAUUUCUGCCAGAUGGACUGCAGAGAAACAUGUUUAAUUCCAGAUUUUAUUCACAGUUUAGCCGCUCAACUUUGUCAAGCUCCACAGCUGCCAGAAUAUAGAAACUUCCUUUUACAGGAUGAAAGCUGUCAACAGCUAUUGAGUUUGGAAGCUUGCAUUGAAGAUCCAGAUAAGGCUUUCCAAAAAGGAAUACUAGAGCCAUUAAUAAAUCUUUCAAAAUAUCCAGCAAGUCCAAGCAUUCUUGUGAUUGACAGUGUCCAUGAAUCGGAAAGUCCAUCACGUUCCAUUUGUUCAUUCCUGGCUACUUAUAUAAACAGAUUCCCAUCUUGGCUAAAGGUUGUGAUGAGUGUGAACAUCGAUAAUGUGAAUAUGGUCACGCUUUUACCUUUGCAUCGUAUCAAUCUAGACUGUGCCAUGGCCAAAGUUCGAGAUGAUCUUCUCCGAUAUAUUAAGUGUAGAAUAAACAGUGGCUCUGCUCUUCAGGCGAACAUUUCUGCUUGUCGUGAUGAGAAGCAAAUUUCCAGAUUUGCUGAGCAUCUUGCGUCAGGUGAAAAUGCCACAUUCCUAUUUGUGAAACUUGUCCUGGAUUUGUUACAGCAAAAUCAUUUAGUUAUCAAAAGUAGUUCCUUCAACGUCAUUCCGGUAUCUCUGGAUGAAAUCUUCACAUUGAUGUUCAGCUUGAGAUUUCCCACCUCAGCUACUUUUUCCAAGGUAAAACCAAUUUUGGAAAUAUGCCUGGCUUCUCUAAGGCCGCUGACUGCUGUGGAAAUUUUUUACAGCUUAGAAGCUGCAUCUGUUAUACCCUCUUUUUCAUGGUCAGAUUUUACGCAGACUCUCAGGACUCUCUCAGGUAUUCUCAUCCAGAGAAAAGACGAAUCUCUCAUGCUGUCUCAUCCAUCUCUACGCCGCUGGUUACUAAAGACCAACAAAUUCAGCUGCGAUGUCAGAAAUGGCCACUCGUAUCUCACCGUGCUUCCUGCAAGGCUGCGUUAUCCAAUAACUCCAGAAAAACAAUCAGAAGUCAUUUACCACCUGUGUCGCUCUAACCUUUUCGAAAAAGAGGAAGGUCUGAAAGCUCUUUUGUUGCAUCAUUCCUUAGAUACACCCACAGUCCUUAUCAAAGCACCACGAAUUUUAUUUUGGACGGACGAAGAGAUCAUUCGUUUACUCAUGAAAGCCGGAGCUAAUCCUAAUUCCCAAAUGGAUACUCUGAAAAGACAACCGAUUCUCAAUUUAGCAUGCAAAAUUGGAUUUUUAGAAAUAGUACGUUUAUUGUUAGAAUUUGGUGCUGACCCAAACUCGUCAGAUGAUUUUGGGAAAACACCUGCAAUGGAAGCGGCUGAUCACGGACAUUUGAAAAUUGUGCAAAUUUUGCUUUCUUCAGGAGCAAAGAUCCAUGAGCAAGAUGAAAUCGGGAGAUGUGUUCUGAGUUAUGCUGCAGAGAAAGGACAUCCUCAUAUUGUGGCCCUUUUAAUGGAGAGCAAAAGUUGGCCUUCACCCUUUCUUCGUUCUCAGGCAAUCCACAGAGCUUUAGUUGCUGCUUACGGAAAUCGCAAUUUGCAGAUGUGUGAGUAUUUAAUCAAGGUCAGCGAUGACUUUGAGAAAUUAUUCCAAGGAUUCAAGAUGGCUUGCUCACUGGGACAAAAGGCGGUUUGUCAGUUUUUUCUCGAUAAUACCAUAACUGGACACGACAUAUUACUCCAGGCAGCUGCCCGUGGGGAUCUUCCAAUGCUACAGACACUAGCAGAUAAAGGUUGUUCUUUAGAUAUAAAGGACAAAAAUGGUCGAACAGCUCUUAUGUGGGCUUGUAUAUACCGUAAAAUCGAUGCAGUUCGUUUCUUAAUCGAGAAAGGAGCAAACUUAAAGUCUAAAGAUCCUUGCACUCCUCUUCAUAUGGCAGCAAUACAUGCUGAUGAAAAUAUCAUAACAUUACUUUUGACCAAAGGCGCAGAUUCCGAGGUUAGAAAUAGAGAAAACUUAACACCUUUAGAAUGUGCCAUUUCUGCUCGAAAUGUUUCGACAACAUUAGGAUUGUUGAAAGGAGGAGUCACUAUCGGCUCUGAUGCUUUCAAAUAUGCUCAAGGUCAUCUGAAGAUAUAUUCUUUAUUGCUAGACAAAUUACUUAGUGAUGGAGUUUUGCUUUAUGAAAAAGGAAAUUUUACUGAGGCAAGUCAUCGUUUUCAGUUUGCUUUAGGAAAGGCUUGUUUUGGUGAAAAUCUUGAGCUUAUUCGAAAUCAUUUACAAGAAGGUCUUCAUCGCUGCAAGCUUAAAAUGAGCAUGAAAAACGAGGGACUAGAAAAUGAUGGACAGAAAUUGAUCAAGCCAAUGAUGGGUGCAGCUUUGAUGGAUACAACUAAUAUUAAUUCUGUUCCUUAUUGUAAAUAACUUAAUUAUAUUGAUUUAAAUAUUUUUGUGCUUGAAACUUAAAAGAAAUUUAAGUUAAUAAAUGUUUGAGAUUUUUUUUUUGUAUUUGUACAACGAAAUGAAUCUGUCAUAGUCAAAUUCUUUGU
Argiope bruennichi is the source of this 3336-nucleotide messenger RNA. Its product is annotated as protein TANC2-like. The record is from RefSeq and is a predicted model, not a curated record. Gene Ontology annotation, molecular function: protein binding. The coding region runs from base 80 to 3211 and encodes 1043 amino acids. NCBI's taxonomy places the organism in Eukaryota, Metazoa, Arthropoda, Arachnida, Araneae, Araneidae. The transcript has 21 exons.